Messenger RNA from Electrophorus electricus (electric eel), 2070 nucleotides. It is a transcript of the gene tspan13b, whose product is annotated as tetraspanin 13b. Gene Ontology annotation, cellular component: membrane. NCBI's taxonomy places the organism in Eukaryota, Metazoa, Chordata, Actinopteri, Gymnotiformes, Gymnotidae. The record is from RefSeq and is a predicted model, not a curated record.
UUGAUUUCAGCUCGGGCUGUUCGGUGCGCUGUCACAGACAGGGGAAAAUAACAUUACAAUUUAUCGCGUUUCCUUUUUGUCUCUCGGUAUGGGCAAAGUCACAUCCUGUCUUUGUCCUGAGCCUGAUUAUCGUUAGGCCGCCAUUCCUCUUAAUUGCCUUUUGUAGCUAACUGUAUUCAGUAUUUUCAUUUACACGAAUACAUUAUUCGUGUGUGCAUUUGUGGUUAUUUUGCUAGUGUAAUAGAACAGAUGCUAGGCCAGUUUUGGUCUGUGAUAUUUUGUAACCAAGUUCAGAUAGGAUUCUACAUUCUUUCUUACUGAUUGCGGUGCUGGAAACUGGAACCCUUAGGCCAACGUCGAGGUCUGUUGCCUAUCUUAGUGUCCCGUUGGACCUAUUACAUCAUCUCCAGUUUAUGAUAGCUUACUUGUUGCCUGCUGUUUCACCGGUUAAGGUUCAUUUUUGAACCUUUUAAAAAAAAGAUGGUGAGCAUGUUGAUGAUUGGUAUUGCUGCCUGGGGGAAGUGGUUUGGCUUGGUCUCGAGCUUCCAGGUGGUGUGGGGCAUCAUCGGGGUGGGGGUCUUCCUCUUCCUCGUCGCUUUGGCGGGACUCGUUGGUGCCGUGAAGCACCACCAGGUUCUUCUUUUCUUUUACAUGAUCACCCUGUUCCUAGUUUUUGUGGUCCAGUUCUGUGUGUCCAGUGUGUGCCUGACCAUCAACAAAGAACAGCAAAGUGAGCUGUUGGAGGUGGGCUGGAACAACUCAAAGUUCACACAGAUGGAUGUGGAGAAGAACCUCAACUGCUGUGGAUUUUACCACAUGGCUAUCAAUGAGACCUGCACUGCUGCCUGUUUCCCUCAUGCAACUUGUAACACCUGUGCGGUGAAGCUUCAGGAGCAUGUGGGUGAGGUGCUACGUUUCGUGGGAGAGACUGGCCUUUUCUUCAGCUUCACAGAGAUCCUGGCAGUGUGGUUAACAUACAGGUACAGGAACCAAAAAGAUCCACGGGCCAACCCCAGUGCCUUUCUGUAAUCCAUAGAGUAGCUGUCACAGUUACUUCCUUUGGUCUGUCCUGUUCAUAUGUCUAACCACUGGACAUGUUGCUGGAGCUCUGUAAGGGACAAGAAGUGUGUCUUUCUCUGAAAUGAAGAUCAGUGCUAGUUUUGCUGCUCUGUGGACGUCAGUUUUUAAAAGUGCAUUGUGCUGAGGCAAAAGACGUUCUGUGUAUUAUGAUGGUAUAAUUUUGUUUGAAGUUGUUUCUGAAUUGAGCUACUACUACACCAAUUGCAAUACUGGAACUGAGACCUUACCUUAUGCAGUAGACACUUGUCACACCUAUGGGCUAAAGGAAUGAGCAUCUCCAAGAUCAAUCUAAAAUAUGGACAUCAGAAUGUGGAGAAAAAAACAAUCACUGUAUUACAUACAGUAAAAUGGGCUAUGAUGACUAAGACGUGUGUGUGUGUGCAUGACCAUAUUUAUAUUCCAGUUGGGCCAGGUGUCUAUUGAUUGGAUGAACACUGUUUUUAAUUCCUACAAUCUAGGUAAUUAGUUUCCUUUAUUGCACUAUGCCGAACUAACACAUGGAUAGAGUACUCUGUGUACAUGCACAAUAUCAGUCACCCAGAAGAUACAGAUCAUGUGAAUGCAAUAAGUCAUCACGCUUUUCUUUCUUUUUCUUUUUUGGCAGGUAAUGUGUAUUUUAUAUAAACUUGUGCAUGGUUUUUGUAGACUUGGUUAUUUUCUUUUUUGCAUACCUGAAUAUGAUAAAAAAAAAAAAAUAUUCAUCAAUUAACAGAACAAUGCAAUCUUGAAAACCCUUUUAGCUGAAUGAUCUUAAUUUGACACAUAGGUUGGCAAUGGCAGAUUUCAUGUAAUAAUUGAAUGUUUUAUGCAAUCUUUUUAUUAAGUCUGUGCAUGUGCGCGCACACACACACAUUUGUGCAUAUGUCACUGCCCAAAGUUUGGUUUUGUCCUUUUCUUAGCAGCCUGCAUCCAUACCCUAUGGUUCUGUGAACUAUGCACUCACACUUAAAAAAAUCACACAAAAGAAUAAAGAGGACAUGGAUAAUUUGA